Molecule: messenger RNA, 2806 nt
Organism: Trichogramma pretiosum
Lineage: Eukaryota; Metazoa; Arthropoda; Insecta; Hymenoptera; Trichogrammatidae
Product: glutaminyl-peptide cyclotransferase-like
Exons: 7
Coding region: 577-1638 (353 amino acids)
Molecular function (GO): zinc ion binding; glutaminyl-peptide cyclotransferase activity
Source: RefSeq, a predicted model, not a curated record
UGCACAUUGUCAACCGACAUCCUCCCCUUCUCACCAAGGGCGGAGGAAAAUUAAAUUUCCACUCGACAGGCUAAAGUAAUUAUCGGUGCUGCUGUCGCGCUACAUCAAGUCCUUGGCCCGUAACAAGGAUAUAUAAGCGCAAGAGAAAAUGAGCGGAACGAGCUACAGUCGAGCUCGGCAUCGAUGCUGCUGUGCUGCAGGCGAACGAGAGUAAGGCUGCUCGUGUCGUUGUUGUUGUUGUUGUUGUUGCGGCUGUGGUGGAGGUAAUAUCACAUAACAACCCAAGUGUACAAAAAAAAAGGUAGGCAUAUUAAAAAUCGCGCAGCGGUGGCGGCCUUACACAUCGGCGGAGUCGGCCGCGGCGCUUACAACACGACGACAAUUACGAUCAUCGGGAGGCAGCUGUUGUCGUCGCUCGUCGUCGUUCGUCGGCACUCCGCUUCUGCCUCUUCUUCUACUUCACUGACAGCUGCUGCGACGACUUGUGUUGUUGCGAGAAAAGCGCGGACUUCGACGCUACUCACUCUGGGCAGCGGCUAUCUCGUCGACAAUAACAGCAAUAAUAAAAACAAGAACAUGCGUGGUACCGGCGUUGGUGCUUUGUUUCUCUUCCUACCGCUGCUCGUCGGCUGCUGUCAGUCGGCCCAGAAUCUCCAGCACAGGGAUUCGGUCUUCAGGAGGGCCAAGUUACUACACAAAGCAAGUCCAUUGAGUCAGGCUCAAAUGUACAAACUUGCUACUUUGUCUGAUCAUGAACACAUGGAUGAAGUGUUAGACAAUAUUUGUAUUCCCAGGGUUGUUGCUAGUCCUGGUCAUCAAAAAGUUAAACAGUACAUAAAAUCUCGUAUGAGAGAACUUGGAUGGACUGUAGAGAGCGAUCACUUUGAGGAACAUACUCCUCUUUUUGGAAAACUUCAUUUUGAAAACAUCGUAGCAAAAUGGAAUCCAAAUGCUGAAAGAUACUUAACAUUGGCAUGUCAUUAUGAUUCGAAGUAUGAAAAAAAUUAUGAAUUUGUUGGUGCUACAGACAGUGCUGUACCCUGCAUGCAACUUAUCAAUUUGGCCAAGGUCAUGCAGGAGCAGUUGAAUGCUGCCAAACAAAAUGAUGAAGUAAGCUUGAUGCUGCUCUUUUUUGAUGGAGAAGAAGCAUUUAAAUCAUGGGGUCCCAAAGAUUCAAUUUAUGGAGCUAGACAUUUAGCUGAUAAGUGGCAUAAAACAAGAUAUAUCUACAGGGAAGAAAGUGAAAUAAGUGAUCUGGACAGAAUGGAUAUGCUGGUACUUCUAGAUCUACUAGGUGCUCCAAAACCCAUAUUCUAUAAUUAUUUCAAUAAUACUUUGAAAUGGUACUCAUUGUUAUCAGAAGCUGAAGAUUAUUUAGCUUCUGCAAAUUUACUACAAAAUUAUGAUAAGAGGGAAAAAUAUUUCCAAAAAUAUACAUUCCCAGCUGGAAUUGAAGAUGAUCAUAUUCCUUUUUUAAGAAAAAAUGUACCGAUUUUACAUUUGAUUCCAUAUCCUUUCCCGGAUUUCUGGCAUACAGAAGGAGACAAUAGAAGUGCAGUUGACAUGGCUACAGUAGAGAAUCUAAACAAAAUUUUGAGAAUUUUUGUUGCCUCAUACUUGAAUUUACCUGUAUUAUAAAUAAGAAAGAAACUAAAUGUUACCAUUUACUCAAUAUUGAAUUCAUAGAAGAAAUUCAAGGUAUUUUUGAUAAGUACAUCAUUAUAAUAAGAACCAAUAAUUUACCACUGGUACAAAUGGGUUAAGCAACAAUUUAAAAACAUAUUUUUUAAGAAAUUAACUAUAGUUAUUAUUUUUCUGAUUAUAUAUAUUGUACAGUGAAGAGGAUAAUGUACAAUCAGGUGGAAGAUCAGAUCUGUGAUCUCUGUUUACUUAAAGUUUGUACCAAGUACAAAGAAGUGAUUCUCAAAGUUACCAAGAACAGUGUCAAUGUUGUACGCAAGGCGUAAAUUAACAAUAUUCGUGUUGAAUGUGACAAGAAAGAAAAAGACGAAGAAUGUGUUCCUAAAGCAAAAUGUGUUAUUGUUAAAAAUUUAUUUCAACGACGCAACAAAUGUACCUAUAAAUGUAUUCACGUCCUUCAUAAUUUUAAUUAUUCAUCAAGAAAUAUCGUAUAUUUUCAAAUUUAUCGAUGUCAAUUUAAAAAAAAAAAUGUGUAUCCAUUGGUUGCGAUGCAAAUUUUACUGACCGAUGGUCAGUAAUCUUACGCGCACUGUACGAUCGAAACGAAAGAGUAAGCGAAAAAGCGAGUUGCAUACGAUCGAGGUGUUGGCAACAAUGAAUCGCGAGAGGCGAGGUCAUUGUUCUGUUUCGCGACGCGAUGCAGCAAACGCGCUCUAAGGAGACCACGCGUCCGUGUAUUUUUUUAUAUGAAUACAUGAAAUAUACGUAGUUCCGAACCGCAGACGAGAGGAUUAAGUUUAUAUCCUUUACGGGUACACUCAACGUAUGUGCGUGGGUGUACUUGUCCACCAUUUUGGUACACUCUCACAGGAAUUUUGUCCUCGCUCUACGUUUUAAACAAUCAUGCCCGAAUCUGGUUUCGAGAGUGGAGAUAUGUUAAAAGUACUUUUAGUAUUGCAGAUCUAUUUUAUAUUGAAAUUUUUUGAAUAAUCUUUAUACAAUUGUGAAAUCAUGUUGAUAUUUGAUUAUAUUGUUUUAAUGUUGACGAAAAAAAUGCCCAAACAUCGAACGUUAAUUAAUUGUAAUCGUUCAAAAAUCCUAUGUGCAAUGUAAAAGGACGUUUCGAUCGCCGAAAAAGUUGAAUAAAAUUACGCGCACAAAAUUA